GUUAAGAUUCGGACCUAGGGAGGCGCACUAGGGGACCCCCCCGCCGAACCAGCCGUCCCACCUUUCCGGGGGGGCGUUGGCCGUGAUUGCACAAAACGCGGCCCGACGCCGCAGGGCACUUCCGGGAGCGCAGCGGAGCGCGCAGCCGUCGGGCCGCCGACUCGCCUGGGCGCAAUGGCCCAAGCGUCUUAUCUCUGGCCGAAGUUGGGAAGCGGCAGCAGCCCCGAGGUGCAGGGCGCGCUCCCCCGGCCUGCAGUGGUGUUACUGACAGAUGUCUUUCAUACUGCAGAGAAGAUGGAAAAAAGGACAUGUGCACUCUGCCCCAGAGACCUCGAUUACGGUGUCCUGUAUUUUGCACGAUCAGAGAAAAUAGCCGCUCAUGAAAAUUGCUUGUUAUAUUCCUCAGCACUUGUGGAAUGUGAGGAUCAUGAUCCACAUAAUCAUGGUAGAAAUUUUGAUGUGGAAUCAGUAAAGAAAGAAAUCCACAGAGGAAGGAAGUUGAAAUGUACGUUUUGUGGUAAACGAGGAGCCACCGUGGGAUGUGAUUUAAAAUACUGUGCCAAGAAUUACCACUUUUUCUGUGCCAAGAUGGACAAUGCCUUUCCACACAGUGAUGAAGCUCAAGGAAUUUAUACAGUCUUCUGCAAGCAACAUGCUUCUGAAUCACGAACCAUGGCGCAAAGUGGAAUGAAAAUGAAGAAAGGAAGAAAGAGACGUCUCUCAGCAGACAUUCAUGUGCCGCCACCUGGAACAGUGAUGUUCCCUAGACUCGCGAGACAAGGAGAAGAAGAGUCCGGCAGACACCCAGAUGCAAUUUUAAAGAUUGAUUUUCUUAGGAAAUGUAAGGAAGCAGGACUUCUUGAUGACUUAUUUGAAGAACUGUUAGACAAACUACAUUUGAUUCGAGAAAGACUCGGGGAUGAGACUGCUUCAGAAUCAGAAUAUGAAGAAAUCGCGACUUCACUUUUUGACUGUAGAUUGUUUGAAGAUACAAUUAUAGAUUUUCAAGCAGCAAUAGAGAAUAAAAUUGAUGAAUCUGAAGAAAGACUGCAGCAGCUAAACAAAGAGACUGAACUGCUUCAGGACUUACAGCAAACCAUGUGCUAUUUUCAAGACUACAGAGAUCUUAGGUCAAGUUCCAUUUCAGUAUCGUCCCUUUCUUCUUAAGGAUUACCAUUUCCUAAAUUGCCUGCAGGCCGAGAACUGCAGACCAGGACUGUGGAAGCCACACCUCUUUGGAACCAGGCUUCUUGCUUUCUGAACCACAAACUGCAACCCCCAGCAGUUGUUAACCUGUUCUUGCUGCCCCUACUGGAUGUUCUUCCCACCUCUCCUCCAAUAAAGUUUUUGUCAAAUGA
Oryctolagus cuniculus (rabbit) is the source of this 1358-nucleotide messenger RNA. RefSeq names its product PHD finger protein 11 (gene PHF11). NCBI's taxonomy places the organism in Eukaryota, Metazoa, Chordata, Mammalia, Lagomorpha, Leporidae. Gene Ontology annotation, cellular component: nucleus. The record is from RefSeq and is a predicted model, not a curated record.